Molecule: messenger RNA, 2613 nt
Organism: Leptopilina boulardi
Lineage: Eukaryota; Metazoa; Arthropoda; Insecta; Hymenoptera; Figitidae
Product: prostatic acid phosphatase-like
Exons: 6
Coding region: 210-1478 (422 amino acids)
Biological process (GO): dephosphorylation
Molecular function (GO): phosphatase activity
Source: RefSeq, a predicted model, not a curated record
GGAGUUUUUCUUGAAGCACGAAUUUUUAAUCAUUACGUUUAUAUUAAUAUUUAAAAAAAAAAACUUUGCUCAAUACACAAUCAUGUGUCGAAACUAUUUAAUUGAUUUAAUCAAAUCAUUAUGAUUUGUUAUUUCAAUAAGUGCUAAUGAUUCUCACAGAAAUUCAGACAACUUUUAUAUUAUAUUCAUUUGAUUAAAAAAGUUAAAUCAUGUUUGCUUCCGGAGUGCUUUGUGUUGUGGUGGGAAUCGUAUUGUUUCAAAAUUCAGCAGCUAAUUAUUCCUCUGAUGAUUUAGGAACAAUUAUUUUUGCUAGUUUGCUUUUUAGACAUGGAGAUCGAACGCCCGUCAACCCUUAUCCAAACGAUCCAUAUCGUAAUGAAUCAUCAUGGCCUGUGCCCUUUGGCCAGUUAACAAAUUUGGGAAGACAUCAGCAUCUACUACUUGGACGAUGGUUGAGAAAACGUUAUAGUAAACUUUUACCCGAAACUUAUACGUAUUACGAUAUAUUUGUCCAUAGUACGGAUGUGGAUCGAACAUUAAUGUCCGCUGAGUCAAAUCUUGCAGGAUUAUAUCCUCCUGAGGGCAAUCAAGUUUGGGAUAUUUUAAAAUGGAUGCCUAUUCCAGUGCACACGAUACCCGAGAAGCAAGAUCAUAUUUUAUCAGCAAAAAAAUAUUGUCCACGUUAUGAAUAUGAACUCGAAAAAGUUAUGCAAUCUGAUGAAAUGAAAAAAAUUGAUCAAGAAAAUGCUCAAAUUUAUGAAUAUCUCACUAUGCAUACAGGAAGAAAAAUAAAUACAUUAGAAGAUGUGAAUACAGUUUAUAAUACACUUUUUAUUGAGGAACUUAAUAACAAGCCAUUGCCGGAAUGGACAAAAUUGGUAUAUCCUGAUAAGAUAAAACCAAUUGCAGAGAAAAGUUUUGAAAUUGAUUGUUAUAAUAAAAUUUUAAAAAGGCUAAAAACAGGUCCAUUGGUUGGUGAAAUAAUUCAUAAUUUAUUAUUAAAAUCGCAAAAUUCAUUGAAUCCAGAUAGAAAAUUAUGGAUGUAUUCAGCACACGAUGAAACGGUGGCAAAUUUUUUAAUGACUCUUGGCUUAUUUGAUCGACAUUGUCCACCGUACGCUGCACUCGUUUUGAUUGAGUUACGACUUAAUUCUAAAAAUCAACACAUUGUCACGAUUUCUUACAAGAAUUCAAGUGAUGAACCAAAUUUAUUAACUCUUCCGGGUUGCGUUCCAGCAUGUCCAUUGAAACAAUUUGUGAGACUAACAAAAGAUUUGAUUCCGGAAAAUUGGGAGGAAGAGUGUUUAACUCAUGUAUUGCAUAGUGAAAUUUUAAGUCCAACAGGUGUUAUAGUGAUGCUGACUUCAUCCGUUUUAAUGUUGAUAAUAUUGCUAAUAUUAUUUGUUGGAUUGGUUUACGGAUAUCAUAGGCGAAAAUAUGAUCAGUAUUAUUUACGAUUGACGACUGAACCAAUAUGAAGAAAAAAAAUAAGUAUCCUACCUCAAUUAUUGUUUUCUUUCUUUCUUUUUUUUUUUUUUUUUUUUUUUUUUUUUUUUUGAACACUUGAAUCGAUUCAAAGGCUGAUCUUAAUUUUAAGUAACUGACAAAAUUUUAAAGAUUUGAUUAACUGUAUAUUUAUAUUUAUAAUAAUUAUAAAAUUAUAACAGUAAAAUUUCCAGAUAUAUAUUUUGUAAUAUGUGAUGAGGUUUAUAAAUUUAAAAAAAAAACAAAGGUAUGUACUGAAAUUUACUGUGUUUAAAUAGAGAAAUUAAUUUUGAUGAAACUGUUAAAAAAAUAUUUUGGAAUCUGAUGGUAAAAGACUGUCUUUGUACAUGUCUAGUCAUAUAGAUUUUUUUUACAAACUACUUUUAAUUAUAAUUAAAAUCAAAAAAUUAGAUUUUUUAAUAUUAGAUAUUUUUAACAAAACUCGAAAGAGAAACCUUUUGGUACUUUAGAUAAUAUGUAUAUAUAUAUAUAUAUAUAUAUAUAUCUGUGUAUAUGAAAUAGUUUAAAACACAAUUAUUUAUUUCGAGAUGCAAUAAUAUUAUUGUAAAAAACAUAAAAAAAGUAAAUUUACUACAAAUGUUUACAUACAUAAAUAAAACUAAUCAAAUGUUUUCUUAAUAAACGAAAAUCAAAAAAAGAAAUGAACAAAAAGUACAAAUUUUUUUCAUAUUUUCAAGUAUUUUUGCUUGUUUUAAAAGAGAAAAUUCUAUACCUAUAUUUUCAAUGAUAAAAAAACAUGACAAAUGGAUAACAAACGAGGUUGAAAUUAAUCUGUUUAAAUGAUUGAUGAUCUGAUUUGUUUGUUUGUUUUUUUAAAAAGAUGAAACUAUUCUCAAAUAAACAAUUGUGUAUGUUACUACAAAAGACAAUUAUAUAUUUCUAAAGAGAAUCGAUUGUGCAUUUAGUUUUUUUUACCUAUUACUCAUUAUCAGAUAGCACGUAAAUUUACUGCAAAUGCGGAUAAAUAUAGCGACAAUCUUGUCGAGCAAGGUUAGCCGUCAUUAUACGCGCUAUCUAAAUGAGUAUUAAAACAUUGUGAUAAAGUAUUACAUAUAUAUAUGUAGAAACAAUAAAGUUUCUGAAAUAAAAAUAAUUUUGGGAGUACAA